AUGUUUCUUCUCUUUGCUCUGCUCACUGAGCUUGGAAGUUUGCAAGCCCACCUUGAUGCUAAAGGAAUAUUUCUGCAUGUCACCAUUCCACAGAAGAUAAGGUUUAAUGAGAGUGAAGAUUCAGAGAAACAAAUGAUUUAUAGCAUCACAGUUGAUGAAAAACAAUACAUUCUGCAUCUCAAAAAGCACUCAUUCUUAUCCCAGAGAUUUUUGGUUUAUACAUAUAAUGCAAAUGGAUUUCAUUCUGAUUCUUCAUACAUUAAGAUGCACUGCAAUUACCAAGGGUAUGUUGCAAGUUUUCCAAAUUCAGUUGCAACACUCAGCAUCUGUUCUGGACUCAGGGGAUUCCUUCAGUUUGAGAAUAUCAGUUAUGGAAUUGAACCACUGCACUCCUCAGCAAGAUUUGAGCAUAUAAUUUAUCAAAUGAAAAAUGACAAUGCAGAGAUACCAACAUUAGCAGAAAAUCACAGCAAUAUUUGGAAGAAAGAUCAGCCCUCUAAAGAGCUAUUAAAUUCACAGGUAACUGUGAUGAUUCUCAUGUUGUGA
Molecule: messenger RNA, 546 nt
Organism: Condylura cristata (star-nosed mole)
Lineage: Eukaryota; Metazoa; Chordata; Mammalia; Eulipotyphla; Talpidae
Product: disintegrin and metalloproteinase domain-containing protein 18-like
Exons: 6
Coding region: 1-546 (181 amino acids)
Biological process (GO): binding of sperm to zona pellucida; cell adhesion
Cellular component (GO): plasma membrane
Source: RefSeq, a predicted model, not a curated record